UAUUUCUAGGGAAAAUGCAUUGGUGACGUUCAACUUGCUGCUACUGUCUCCACCACAAUGAAUUAAAUUUCAUUUAAGAAAACAUCAAAACUCUUUCUUUCUAAUAUUUUGAAUAAUAUCCAGCACAAAAAUGACUUCAGCAAAAUUUCGUGAAGAAUUUGACAAAUAUGACCCCAUUGAUGUAGAAGGCGUAGUUAUUGAGCACAAAAAAUGGAUUGCUGAACGCAUGCGACGACAUCGUAGUACAAUGUGGAUUAAUCUUGCAUCACUUUGUUUGAGCUUAUUGCUUAUUAUAAGCACUUUUAUACCACUCCGCAACUUGUUAUCAACCAUGUACCCUGAAAAUGGACUUGGCUACUUUUCUCUUUGUUGUAUUUAUGCAAGUUAUGUCAUAGGAUGUUAUGCAUUAUCUGCAAUUGCUCAUUACAUUCAUCCAAAAGGAGCAAUUGUUCUUGCCAUUAUUGGACAUUCUAUUUUUGCAGGAUCACAUCUUUACCCAUCAUUUGAAACCUUAAUUCCAGCUUCUUGCAUUCUUGGUCUUUGUCAAGCUGUUCUUUGGCGAUCACAAGAACUUCUAUGUACCAGUUAUGCUGCCAACUUUGCAGCUUUAUCAGGAAUAAAUGUCAGCGAUGUUUUAAAACGUUUCCAUAUGGCACUUAUACUAAGUGUUCAGUUGGCACAAAUAAUGGGUAAUUCUUUGGUUUCCUUUAUCUUCUUUCAGCAUCAUACUUUAAAUAAAGCUCAUUUCACUGAAAGAAUCAACUCAACUUUAACAUUUUCAUCUGAUGAAGCUGCAAUUAUUGGUUCAUCAAAUCGUGCUGUACGAGACAUUUCUUAUAUUCCAUCUGAGCCAUUGUCAGUUCAACAUUUUCAUUCACCAUUUGCUCAUGACCAUCCAUUUGCUGCUAUGAAUGUUGAUUACUGCCCAAAAGAGCCAUUAAGUAUAGUUAAUACAUAUGCUGGUGAAUUUCAUACAGUAAAAAUUGUGUUUUUAUCUUUUACAAUUGCUGCACUGGUUAUGGUCUCAGUUUUUCUCCAUAAACCAGAUAUUUUGGUUCAAAAAAGAAAUCUAGAAUUUAAACAUCAGUUGCAUGAAAUUUUUCAUGUUUGGGUUGAAAAAAGGUGGCUUCUCACAACUGGUGUAGUAUUUUAUUCUGGGAUUCAACAAGCUCUUAUUGUUGGAGAACUAACAAAGAUAACCAGCAUAUGUAGUCUAGGAGUUCCUUAUUUAGGAUUCUUGAUGGUGACAUUUGGACUGGGCAGUUUUUUUGCAGACACAAUCAGUAGCCGAAUUCAAAAAGUUGGAGGUCGAAUAUUAACUGGAAUUGCUGGUAAGCAUUUU
Molecule: messenger RNA, 1342 nt
Organism: Octopus sinensis (East Asian common octopus)
Lineage: Eukaryota; Metazoa; Mollusca; Cephalopoda; Octopoda; Octopodidae
Product: protein unc-93 homolog A-like
Exons: 2
Source: RefSeq, a predicted model, not a curated record